This is a messenger RNA of Paramecium sonneborni, 556 nucleotides long. The record is from the annotation of a GenBank genome assembly. Lineage: Eukaryota; Ciliophora; Oligohymenophorea; Peniculida; Parameciidae.
AUGAAAAAAAUUUUAAUAUUAUUAUCAAUAAUAGCAAUUUGUAAAUUUUAGGGCGAUGAUGAGGAAAAAAAUAAAUGCAAUUUAAUAAUAAAAGGCAUUUUUUAAGGUUUAACAUUAAGUUACUAAGUCAAUCAAUAAAAUAUUAUGGAGAAUUUGAAUUGUAAUGAUUUUUUGAAUGCCAUUUCUAUAUCUGUUUAAUUUUCAAAAAUUAAGUCUUAUGAUUCUUUGUAAAUUGGAUGGGAUGAAUUGGGAAAUGCCUUUGAAGAGAUACAUAAAUCAAUUAUAAAACAAUAGUAAUAAAGUUUAUCAAAUAAUUAGAUAAAUUUAAUCACAGGUAGGGAGAUUUAUAAAUAAUUUGAAAUUAAAAUUAAAAAAUAAAGUUACCUGUGAUAUAAAUAGCAUGACGGAGAAACUUUCUGAAUAUCUUUUAGAAUCUAAUUAUUUUAGUAAUUGAAUUAAUAAUUUAGGUGAAUAAUUUGAUGAUUGGAAAGAGGGUAGGUAUUUUUAAUAUGGAUAGAAAAUUGGUAAGAUGUUGCUGAAGAUUUAAUUNUAAUGA